This is a messenger RNA of Engraulis encrasicolus (European anchovy), 4958 nucleotides long. RefSeq names its product vitellogenin-like. Bases 1 to 4896 code for a protein of 1631 amino acids. Lineage: Eukaryota; Metazoa; Chordata; Actinopteri; Clupeiformes; Engraulidae. Gene Ontology annotation, biological process: cellular response to estrogen stimulus; lipid transport; response to estradiol. The record is from RefSeq and is a predicted model, not a curated record. The transcript is spliced from 34 exons. Gene Ontology annotation, molecular function: lipid carrier activity.
AUGAAGCUGGUUGUGUUAGCCCUGACUUUGGCCCUUGUGGCGAGUCAACAUGUGAACCUUGCCCCUGAGUUUUCCACCUCCAAGACCUAUGUGUACAAGUAUGAGGCACUGCUUCUGGGCGGCCUUCCUGUGGAAGGACUGGCCAGAGCAGGACUGAAAGUCAGCAGCAAAGUUCUCAUCAGUGCUGUGGCUGAAAACAUCCUCCUGCUGAAGCUCCAAGAUCCUGAGAUCUUUGAGUACAGUGGUGUGUGGCCCAAGGAUCCUUUUGUCCCAGCCACCAAGCUCACCGCAGCCUUGGCUUCUCAGCUCUUGAUCCCCAUCAAGUUUGAGUAUGUCAACGGUGUGGUUGGUAGGGUUUUUGCCCCCGCUGGAGUGUCCCCCACAGUACUGAAUGUGCACAGAGGUAUCCUGAACAUCCUUCAGCUCAACCUGAAGAAGACCCAGAACGUUUAUGAGCUGCAAGAGGCUGGAGCCCAGGGAGUGUGCAAGACCCACUACCUCAUCAACGAGGAUGUCAAGGCUCAGCGCAUUGUUGUCACUAAGUCCAAGGACCUCACCAACUGUCAGGAGAGGAUCAUCAAGGAUUUGGGUCUGGCUUACCUGGAAACCCUGGAAGCAAAGUCUCUGACUGGAGCUGCCACCUACAACUACAUCAUGAAGCCAAGUGUCACCGGUGGUCUGAUCACUGAAGCCACAGUGAGGGAACUUCACCAGGUCACCCCUGUUGCUCAGAUGGGUGGAGUUGCACAGAUGGAAGCCAAACAAUCCCUGAAGUUCCUUGAAAUUGAGAAGACCCCUAUUGUGCCUAUCCACGCUGAAUAUCUGGCCCGCGGAACCAUCCUGUAUGAGUUCGCCACUGAGAUUCUUCAGACUCCAAUUCAGCUCCUCAGAAUUCACAAUGCCCAGGCUCAGGCUAUUGAGAUCCUGAACCAUCUGGUUGCCAACAAUGUGGCUAAGGUCCACGAGGAUGCUCCUCUUAAGUUCAUCCAGUUGAUCCAGGUUUUGCGUGUGGCCACCUUCGAGAACAUUGAGGCCAUCUGGGCUCAGUUCCAUGCCAGGCCUGAAUACAGACGCUGGAUUCUGGACACCAUUCCCGUUGUUGGAACACCAGCUGCUGUGAAGUUCAUCAAGGAGAAGUUCCUGACUGGAGAAAUCAGCCUUCCCGAAACUAUUCAGAUUCUUGUGGCUGCUGUGCAUAUGGUUCCUGCUGAUCUGGAAGUCAUCAGAAUUUUCUCUAGCUUUGCCCUCCACCAUAAGGUUCAGGAACAGCCUGUUCUGCGUGAGAUCGCCAUGUUGGGUUAUGGUACCAUGAUUGCCAAGUACUGUGCUGCCGUUCCCACUUGCCCAGCUGAGCUCCUGAAGCCCAUCCACGACCUUGCUGCUGAGGCCAUUGCUAAGGCUGAUAUUGCUGAGAUCACCCUGCUCCUCAAGGUUCUGGGUAAUGCUGGUCAUCCCGCCAGUCUUAAGCCCAUCAUGAAGCUUUUGCCCGGAUUUGGCUCCGCAGCCGCUGCUCUCCCCAUCAGAGUCCAAGUCGAUGCCAUCCUGGCCCUUAGGACCAUUGCCAAGAGGGAGCCUAAGAUGAUCCAGCCAGUGGCCCUGCAGCUGUUCAUGGACAAGGCUCUUCACCCUGAGCUGCGUAUGGUGGCCGCUGUGGUUCUGUUUGAGACCAGACCCCCAGUCGCACUGGUGUCCACCAUUGCCAACGUUCUGAAGAAGGAGACCAGCAUGCAGAUUGUGAGCUUUGUGUACUCAUACAUCAAAUCCCUCACCAGGAGCACUGCCCCAGACCUUGCCUCCGUUGCUGCUGCCAGCAAUGUUGCCAUCAAGAUCCUGAGCCCCAAGCUGGACAAACUGUGCUUCCGUUACAGCAGAGGCCUCUACGCUGACAUCUUCAGAAGCUCUGCCAUGGCUGGAGCUGCUGGCACUGCCUUCAUCAUCAACGAUGGUGCAACUCUUUUGCCCAGAACUGUUGUGGCCAAGGCCCGUGCCUACCUUGCUGGAGCUGCUGCUGAUCUUAUUGAGGUUGGAGUGAGAACCGAGGGACUUCAGGAGGCUCUUCUGAAAACUCAUGCUCUGGAGGACUUGGAAAAUGAUAGACUUACUAAGAUGCAGCGCGUCAUGAAAGUUCUUGCUGAUUGGAAGACCUUGCCAAAGACCCAGCCUUUGGCAUCCGGUUACAUCAAGUUCCUUGGACAGGAAAUUGCCUUCGCAAACAUUGACAAAGCCCUUGUUGAUAGAGCUGUUCAGCUCGCCCAGACCGUUGAUGCCAAGACCAUGCUGAAGGAUGCCCUGAAGGCACUGCAGACUGGCAUUGCUGCCCACAUCGCUAAGCCUCUGCUGGCUGCUGAGGUUCGUCGCAUCUUCCCCACUGCUGUUGGUGUGCCCAUGGAACUCAGUCUCUACUCUGCUGCUGUUGCUACUGCUGCCGUCAAAGUUAAGGGAAUCAUCACCCCACCUCUGCCUGAACCCCUUAUUGCUGCUGACCUGCUGAAGGCUGACAUUAAGCUGGAGGCUGAGGCCACCCCAAGCAUUGCUGCCGAGACUUAUGCUGUGAUGGGAGUCAACACUGCCCUGAUCCAGGCUGCAGUCAUGGCCCGUGCCAAGGCUGUCACUGUGCUGCCUGCUAAACUGCAGGCCAUCGCUGAUAUCCCCAAGCUCAACUUCAAAAUUGAGGCUCUUCCUGUUCCCGUACCCGAGCACAUUGCUAAAGUCCGUUUUGAGACCCUGGCUAUUGCCCGUAACAUUGAGGACAUCGCAGCUGAGAGGAUCACACCCAUGGUGCCAGUUAUUGCUGCUCAGCGCGUGUCCGCUGAGAGGUUUGCCUCCAAUUCUCGCAGUGCUUCCCUGUCUUCCGAGAUCAUUUACUCCGACGCAGCACCUCAGCUGAGGGCUGGCACACCAAUCCACAAGACCUUCUGCCUCCCAGCUGCUCUCUUGGGUCUCAAGGGAUGCAUCGAACUCACCUCCAGCAAUGCUGCCUUGAUCAAGACUAUUCCACUGCUCAACGUGAUUGGACAGCAUAGUGCCCAGAUUGCUGUGAGACCAGCCGAUGGCCCAGCAAUUGAGAGACUGGAAGUUGAGGUGCAAGUCGGACCCAAGGCUGCCGAGAAGAUCCUGAAGGAAAUCAACAUCAUCGAUGAGGAAAGUCCAGAGGCAAGAGCCAUCAUUGAGCAACUGAAGAAGAUGCUCGAGCCUGCAUUGAAGGCCUCCAGCUCCAGCUCCAGCUCCUCAUCCCGUGCCAGCCAGCUCUCUAGUAGCUCUAGCAGCAGCCUGAUCAGCUCCGCCUGGUUUGGAUCCAGCAGCAUCCUCAGCUCUUCCAGCAGCUCCUCUCGCAUGGAGAAGGUUGCACCCAAGCAAUACCCAUUCAAGAAAUACCACAAGGACCAGUAUCUGAACUCAGCUCAAUUGACCUCAGCUCAACUCAGGAGCAGCGCAAGCCAAAGAGCCAGCUUUGAGGCCAUUUACAAGGAGAACAAGUUCCUUGGCAAUGCUGUGACACCUGUUGUGGUUGCCAUCUUCCGUGCUGUGAGAGCUGACCACAAGCUGCUGGGCUACCAGGCUGCCGCCUACCUUGACAAGGCCAACUGGAGGCUCCAGACCAUCAUCUCUGCUCUGGCUGAGACUGACAACUGGAAGAUGUGUGCUGAUGGUGUUAUCCUGAGCAAGUUCAAAGUCAUGUCAAAGAUUGCCUGGGGUAAAGAGUGCACUGAAUACGCCACCAUCUUGAAGGCCGAGGCUGGCAUUUUCGGUGCUGCCCCUGCUGCCCGUGUGGAGCUUGAAUGGAUUACAAUCCCCGCUAUUGUCACCACCUAUGCAACCAAGCUGAACAAGUACAUUCCUGGUGUUGCUUUGAUGGCUGGAAUCUCAGUGGCCAAGGCCAAGAACAGUGAAAAACAGAUCGAACUGACCGUUGCCAUCCCAACUGAGAAAUCAGUUGACAUCAUUGCAAAACUGCCACUGAUGACUCUUUCCAAGCUGGCCCUGCCUCUGCCUUUUGCCGUGCCCAUAAGCCGCGAAGCCAUCAUCCGUGCAUUCCCAGAGGACAACAUUCUUGACAAUAUGCAGUUCAUGUAUGCUGAGGUUUCCUCAGCUCAAUGUUCCAUGGAGCGCAACAUGCUGACCACCUUCAACAACAGAAGAUACAAGAAUGAGAUGCCAAACUCUUGCUACCAGGUGUUGGCUCAGGACUGCACCAAUGAGCUCAAAUUCAGUGUCCUCCUGAAGAAGGAUCAGCUCACAGAGCAGAACCACAUCAAUGUGAAGAUUGCAGAUCUGGAUGUCGACCUGUACCCCACUGGCUCUGAUGUGCUGGUUAAGAUCAACGGAAUGGAGGUUCCCGUUUCCAGCCUUCCUUACAGACACGCCUCAGGCUCUGUCCAGAUCAGACAGAAAGCUCAAGGCCUGGCACUUCACGCCCCUAAACUGGGUCUUCAGGAGGUUUACUUCAGCAAGGACCAAUGGAGGGUGAAUGUUGUGGACUGGAUGAGAGGCCAGGUUUGUGGUCUCUGUGGAAAGGCUGACGGAGAGACCAGACAGGAAUACUCCACACCAAGUGGCUACCAGACUGAGAGCCCAGUCAGCUUCGCCCACUCCUGGGUGCUCUCUGCCGAGAGCUGCCGCGACAGCACCGAAUGCCGCAUGAAGCUUGAAUCCGUGAAGCUGGAGAAGCAGAUCAAUGUGAACGGACAGGACUCCAAAUGCUACUCUGUCGAGCCCGUGCUGCGCUGUCUGCCUGGAUGCCUCCCACUGAAGACCAUGCCAGUCACCGUUGGAUACCACUGCCUGCCCAUUGAAUCCAGUUCCCUGGACCUGGACAGUAUCAAUGAGAAGAGCGUGGACCUGAGGGAGACAGCAGAGGCCCACAUGGCAUGCCAGUGCAAUGCCCGUUGUGCAUAGAGUACCCUCAUUUCAUUAGUGUUUGAGAUUUGAAUGUGUCCGAUGUUUUCAAAAUUCUGUAA